UUAGUGAAAAAAAUGUUCAUGGAUUCCUCAUCUUCUUCAUCCUCACUAUCCAUCACGAGAGAAGAGCUCAAUGCUUUCCACAGUUUCGACAGAGCGCUUUUCACUCGUAUUGUCAUAAGUCUAAAAGAAGACAUUACCCAGUCUUUUCAGGUCAUGACCUUUCUCAUCUAUCUCGAUAGGAGUGUUCGCGGGAGCAAACUAAUCAGCGAUCUUGUUUCUCUACCUGACCUUUCCAUCAGCACCAUCGUUGACGAAGUCCAGAUAUGUCGACGUUGCUUGUCCUACACACAUUUCCCAACGUUCCUGGCCAGCAUGGGGAGCAUCAACGCCGCAUCCAUACCUUGGAUCAGGCGUAUGACCAGCGAGAAGUUGACUCUCGCAGUCAUCCACCUGAAUCGCAACGAAAUUAUCCUUGAGAUGACAGAUAUUUUAAACACUAUAUGCUACCCAGCUUUUGAGGAUAUAUGCGUGCUCUUUGAGACGCACAAGGAGAGGAAGUUUAUUCAGUUCUUGUGUGGUCAACAAGGAACAAGUAAUCGUGUAGCAGCAGGAGCAAGCAACGUUGAAGGUCAGCACGUAAGGGCAGAUGACAGGACUGUCUUCCUCAAAUUUUCUAAAGGAUACCCAAUCUCCGAAGCAGAAGUGCAUGACUACUUCACCAGGAGAUUUGGAGAUAUCGUAGAAGCAAUACACAUGGGUGGAGUGAAAAGGAUGGACCAAGCGAUGUAUGCAUGCAUGGUGUUACGUUCUGCUGCCAAGAUUCCAGAGAUUGUAAGCGAUGGGCUUGACAGGACCAAAUUCACCAUUAAUGGAAAAUAUUUCUGGGCUCGAAGAUUCAUCCCCAAUCACAAAAUCCGUUAAUAAUCUUCUUGUUUGAUCUUGAGGAGUUCCCAAGGGCAUAUGCAUGUGCCCUCCUCUUAAAUAAAUUUGGGACCUAUUUUAUUUUGGAUGGGGGACUUUUAUUUGGUUGGUGAUUGAUAUUUAUCUCAAAACUAUUUAGCAUG
Brassica oleracea var. oleracea is the source of this 1004-nucleotide messenger RNA. RefSeq lists its product as uncharacterized. Lineage: Eukaryota; Viridiplantae; Streptophyta; Magnoliopsida; Brassicales; Brassicaceae. The coding region runs from base 13 to 861 and encodes 282 amino acids. The transcript is spliced from 2 exons. The record is from RefSeq and is a predicted model, not a curated record.